Molecule: messenger RNA, 5393 nt
Organism: Linum trigynum
Lineage: Eukaryota; Viridiplantae; Streptophyta; Magnoliopsida; Malpighiales; Linaceae
Source: the annotation of a GenBank genome assembly
ACCAAAAUGUCCUGGGGGCGGGACUGAGUUAAAGCUGAAACGGCAGCAAACCCCCUACCGCUAGGGUUAUUUUCAUUCCCUCAGCUAAGCCGACACAGAAGUGCCAUCGAGGUCUCUCCCUCUUCUCCCCAUCUCGAUUCUCGACUGCGACAGCAGAACCCAAAAGUGUCGUCAUUGACCUCCAACAUUCCACUGAGCAUCAGGGGCACCGCCGACGACCUCUAGUCAAAUCUCACCCUCCCUCUGUCAUUCACACAUCUCGUAGGCGGCUAGCGACGAGUUGGCGCUUCCUCUUUCUCAGUCGCCGACGACGAGUCGUCUCCUUCCUCCCUCAUCUCCCGGCUAGCCAGUCAUAGACCCUGCAGUCGGAGCCAUUCAGCCAUCUAUUGAAAGAUUGAGUUGUGUUGCUGUUACUUAAACCGUGUUAGUAUUGGGUGUCGUACUCAACUCUUCUCGUUAUGGUUUUAACCAUAGUCUAUCUCUAUAUAAGACUUAGCUACGAACAUGUCGUAAGCAAGCCGUCAAAACUCACUAUGUAGUCGUUCAAUAAAACAUCAGCCAAGCUCACCGUGAACGAUCAAUCAAUCAAUCGAGGGUACCACGUAAAAUCCCUUGUCUCGUGUGUUCUUUCAAUCUUCUGCGCUAUCAAUUUCUACAUGGUAUCAGAGCGAAACUCGAUCCCCUUGCCUAGGGUUUUGAACUUUCGCAAUCAGCAUCUGUUGCCUCUCCGGCAACAUCGACGUCAUGUUAUAGUAGGUGCGUUUAAUGAGAUAACUAAAAAUUUACAUGUAAAAUUUUAUGCAUUAUAAUGUUGGAUGUACGGGGCGAGUAUUACCCAUGGGUACCCGAAACCCAUGGGUAUGUGUAUGGUUUACAAAAUCUUUCCCUGCAUGGGUAUGGAGCGGGUAUGGGUUUGGAUAUUUGAAAGCGGCGAUGGGGAUGGUUUAGGCAAACCCGCCCAAUUGCCAUCCCUACUCCUUUAUUUCUUCAAAUAUUUAUUUUUUAUUUUCAUUUUUUUUAUAUAUAAAUAAAUUAGGUGGAAAUGACGUGGCAACCAUGUCGAUGCCACCUCAACACUAAAUGUUUAGUCGCUGAUGGAAUAAAUGUUUGACCAUCAGACCAUAAUUUUUAAUGGUCAAUCCAAACAUUUGACCAAAUCUAUCCAACAAUUUAAAAAGUAGGCCGCAACUAUCUUAUUCGAAAUUCGGACUAAAACUUAAAUUUAUGCCAAAUUUGGUGCCAAACUAGAGUAUUAAGUAUUAAAUGAAGAAAAUAGAAAAAAAGGGCAAGGUCGGAUACACGUCGGCCACUGCCUGGUAUCCACGUGGAACCAAUAAUACUUGACCGGCGAACUAACCGCCUUCUACCUCCAUUCUUGCCCUCCCUCACUGGCUUGGAUUUGACGAAGCGAAGAAGAAGAAGAAGAAGAAGAGCCUGAGAAACCGGGAAAGCAAAGUCGUCAUUUUUUCUUUUAUGACGCGGUGCUUUACGCGGUAAAGGAAAAUCCACUCUGAUACGAUAGUUCUCCUGUUAUUCCUGUUUUUGGGUUAUUGUGUGUGUCCCCAGAAACAUAUCCCAGUUGCUCUGCUGCCUCGUCGAGGUAAUUCUUUGAUCCCUUUCCUCGCGUCUCCAAUUCCUGAUCCCCAUAGGGUUAGGUCAUUUGCGAGAAACAACGAACAAUUGGGAAAGAUCACACAUUUUUCUUCAAAGCUUCUGAUCUUCAAUGGAUCAUAAUGGUUCCUCAGCUCAAUACCCAUAUAACAAUUCUUACCCGUAUCCUUACCACCAGCCUCCGCCGGGAAACCCUCCUCCCCCGAAUUAUCAAUACCCACCUCCCAAUUUAGAUCCACAUACCUCCUAUAAUCAUCAACCUUACCCUUAUCCGUACCCUCCAUCUUACGGCUACCCUCCGCCGUCUGCAUAUCCAGCUCCGGCGACCUCCUAUCCCUCGCAUCCCCCGCCAGAUGCUUAUCCUUCAGCUCCUCCGCCGCCGCCUACUUCUGAAAUGCCACCGAAUUCAACCACUCCUUUCACGCCAUUGGAGUAUCAACAUCAUUAUCCCCCGAACCAUCAUCAGUCUCCACAGUUUUCCAAUCCUCAUCUCCAGCAUCAAAGCAGCUUCCAACAUGGUUCCUCUGCAUCUUACUAUUACCCUCAUCUUCCAGCAAUUUCAACCCAUGGAGGGAGUAGCUUCCCUGGACAUGGUAGACAUGAGAGCUGUCCUCCUUUGGGGACUGGAUCCUCCGUUCAUCAGGACAAUCUUUGUGAUACUCCCAGUUCAAAUUCGUCGUAUUCACCCUACCCACCUCUGGAUGACAUGUUGAGUAAUGUGCAUCUGAAUGACCACGAAGCUCGUCCUUCCGCCCCUGCAUCACCUGCAUCAUCUUUAAUUCCAGCAUUGCCCGGCUCUCCUUCACUCAGCCAUCAAACUUCCAGUAUGGGAUAUUAUAGGCAGGAAGCAGGAUUCUAUGGUUAUCCUAAUGACUCCUUUUCAAGUCACUAUGAAGGAGCCUAUUUGGGCCACGUAGAUUCUUUUGGUUCUGCUUCACCUUAUGCUACGGCUUCGCCUUCUGCUCAUGUGCAUUCGCCUUCAUUUGAUGGUUCACCACAAGGCACAUCCCUCCAAAUUGUCCCAUUUGGUACUAAAGGGUCCUUGAGGGUUUUGUUGCUGCAUGGGAAUCUGGAUAUUUGGGUUUAUGAUGCCCAGAAGCUUCCAAACAUGGACAUGUUUCACAAGACAUUGGGGGAUAUGCUGAAUAAGUUCCCUGCAAAUUUAAGCAACAAAAUAGAAGGACAAGUGAGUGACAAGAUUACUAGUGAUCCUUAUGUCUCGAUCUCAGUAGGGCGUGCUGUUCUGGGAAGAACUUAUGUGCUUAGCAAUAGUGAAAAUCCUAUUUGGUGCCAACAUUUUUAUGUUCCUGUUGCACAUCAUGCUGCUGAAGUGCACUUUGUGGUAAAAGACAGUGAUGUGGUUGGUUCACAAUUGAUAGGAGCUGUCUCAAUCCCAGUGGAGCAAAUAUAUUCAGGGUCCAAAAUUGAAGGUAUUUACCCGAUUCUCAACAGCAGUCGAAAACCAUGCAAACCUGGUGCUAUGCUAAGAAUUUCGAUUCAGUACAUACCCAUGGAAAGGUUGAGCAUUUACCAUCAUGGUGUUGGGGCUGGUCCUGAUUAUCAAGGGGUUCCAGGCACAUAUUUUCCUCUAAGGAAAGGUGGAAGAGUGACACUUUAUCAAGACGCACAUGUACCGGAUGGGUUUCUUCCGAAUCUGAACCUUGAUAAUGGGAUGUCCUAUGUGCAUGGUCAGUGCUGGCGAGAUAUCUUUGAUGCAAUACGACAGGCUAAGCGUUUGGUCUAUAUUACUGGGUGGUCAGUGUGGCACAAAGUUAGACUUAUCAGGGAUGCUGCUUGUCCUUUUGAUAGUUCCUUGGGGGAGCUUCUCCGAUCCAAGUCCCAGGAGGGAGUAAGAGUUCUGCUUCUUGUUUGGGAUGACCCUACAUCAAGGAGUAUUUUGGGAUACAGAACAGAUGGAAUUAUGGCAACGCAUGAUGAGGAAACACGGCGUUUCUUUAAACACUCAUCGGUGCAGGUAUUGCUUUGCCCCCGCAUUGCUGGGAAGAAACAUAGCUGGGUCAAGCAGAGGGAAGUUGAAACUAUCUAUACGCACCAUCAGAAGACCGUAAUCGUAGAUACUGAUGCUGGCUAUAAUAGGAGAAAAAUCAUGGCAUUUGUUGGUGGCCUUGAUCUAUGUGAUGGCCGAUAUGACACUCCCCAUCACCCAUUAUUUAGGACACUCGAGACUGUCCAUAAAGAUGACUAUCACAACCCUACUUUCACGGGAAGUGUUUCUGGCUGCCCGAGAGAACCAUGGCAUGACUUGCACAGUAGAAUUGACGGUCCAGCGGCAUAUGAUGUUCUCACCAACUUCGAAGAGCGCUGGUUCAAGGCUGCCAAACCCCGUGGACUGAAAAAGCUGAAAACUUCAUAUGAUGAUGCUUUAUUAAGGAUAGACAGGAUUCCUGAUAUAGUGGCAGCUUCUGAUGCUCCUUGUGUGGGUGAGAAUGAUCCAGAAACUUGGCAUGUCCAGAUCUUUCGUUCAAUUGACUCAAAUUCUGUUAGAGGCUUCCCAAAGGAUCCGAAAGAUGCGACGCCGAAGAAUCUGAUGUGUGGAAAGAAUGUAUUGAUUGAUAUGAGCAUCCACACAGCAUACGUGAAAGCUAUCCGCGCUGCCCAGCACUUCAUAUACAUCGAGAACCAGUAUUUCAUUGGGUCUUCGUACAACUGGAGUUCAUAUAAAGAUUUAGGUGCUAAUAACUUAAUCCCAAUGGAAAUCGCAUUGAAAAUUGCCGAUAAAAUUAAAGCACAUGAGAGAUUUGCUGCCUACAUUGUCAUUCCAAUGUGGCCAGAAGGAGUUCCAACCGGUGCUGCUACCCAAAGAAUUCUUUUUUGGCAGCAUAAAACCAUGCAAAUGAUGUACGAGACAAUUUCCAAGGCUUUGGUGGAGGCUGGUUUGGAGGAUGCAUUCUCACCUACAGAUUAUUUGAACUUCUUCUGUCUUGGGAAUCGUGAGGCCAUCAACCCCAAUGACUCUGCAGUUUUAUCGAGUCCUCAUGCUGCAAAUUCUCCUCAGUUGCUUUCUCGAAAGAGCCGGAGGUUCAUGAUUUAUGUUCAUUCGAAAGGGAUGAUAGUUGACGAUGAGUAUGUGAUCCUGGGUUCUGCAAACAUAAAUCAACGUUCGAUGGAGGGCAGCAGAGAUACAGAGAUUGCAAUGGGAGCAUAUCAACCUCAACAUACUUGGGCAAGAAAACAACGAAACCCACUUGGACAGAUACACGGGUACAGGAUGUCUCUGUGGGCAGAGCAUCUUGCAACAGUUGAGGACUGCUUCACGCAGCCAGAGAGUCUUGAUUGUGUGAGAAGGGUUCGGUCCAUGGCGGAGUUAAACUGGAAACAGUUUGUGGAUGAUGAGGUAACAGAGAUGAGAGGGCAUUUGAUGAAGUACCCAGUUGAGGUGGAAAGGUCGGGCAAGGUGAAGCCUCUCCCUGGUUGUGAAACUUUCCCAGAUGUAGGUGGUAAUAUCGUAGGUUCAUUCAUUGCCAUUCAGGAGAAUCUGACCAUUUGAGUUUUUCUGAAGAGAGACCGUUUGAUUUUGAAUGUGGAAUGGGUGGGCUUUUCCAGCACUCUUAAAUUGUAGGUAGAGGGAGUCGGUGUCUACAGGUUCUGCGUCGUGGAAGAGAGUUCUGGUUCCCCUUUUCUGAGGCCCAUGCCCUUCAAAUCUCUCUUCUUCGUCUGAGUUUUUUGUAGUGUGAAUUUUUUUUAAAGAUGAAAUCCAUGUAUAGCCAAUUUUUUUACUCUGACAAUUAUAGUCACACUUUUAAUAAUGAUAAAAUCUAGUC